UUACCUGCUUCGCUCACAAACUCUGAACGUGCUGCUGGUAUUCUGUCCACAUUUGCUGAGUCUGCAGGGCAGAAGUUUAACAUCAGUUUUCUCACAGUCUUUAGGAUUUUCUUCCUUUAUUGUCUUUUCUUUGUCUAUGAUGUUUUACAAGAGCUCUUAAAUGGAAUAACUCUGCCUGUGGAAGUGGCAAAUAGGGAGCCAGUUUUAUUUCUGCAUCUUCACCUCUGUUCUCUCAGGUCUUCGUGUGAUCGGCACAGACAGGAUGUCAUGGCGUCCUCAGUACCGUAGUUCCAAGUAUCGCCAUGUGUUUGGGAAGCCGGCCACAAAAGAGAACUGCUAUGAUGGUGUCCCCAUCACCCGGAGUGUUCAUGACAAUCACCUCUGCACCGUCAACCCUCGCUUUAUCGCCGUCAUCACUGAAUGCGCAGGGGGUGGGGCCUUCCUGGUACUGUCCAUCAAUCACACUGGCAAGGUUGACCCUCAUCAUCCAAGGAUUUCUGGUCACAGAGGCAAUGUACUUGACAUCAAAUGGAAUCCCUUUAAUGACUUCUGCAUAGCAUCUUGUUCAGAGGACACCACAGUUAAGAUCUGGGAUAUCCCUGAACAUGGUGUUUUGAAGAACAUCACAGUGCCUCGGAAGGAGCUGCAGGGUCAUUCACGACGUGUCGGACUUAUUGAAUGGCAUCCCACUGCUAACAACAUCAUUUUCAGUACUGGCUAUGACUAUCAGGUUAUGGUGUGGAAGCUCGAUGUUCCUGAACAGGUGAUCAAAAACCCUUUGCGGUCCAUCAGUGUGCACUCAGAUGUGGUUCUGUCCAUGUCCUUUAACACAAACGGCAGCAGGCUCGCCACCUCAUGUAAGGACAAGAAGAUCCGAGUGUUUGACCCACGUACUGGCAACCUUUUACAGGAGACCAACUGCAAAUCACACAAAGCCAAUAAAGUGCUAUUUCUUGGAAACCUGAAAAUGCUCCUCUCUACGGGCAAUUCACGCUGGAACCAUCGUCAGAUUGCACUUUGGGAUCAGGAGGACCUCUCUCAGCCGUCUUAUUCUGAGGACUUGGACGGCUCCUCUGGUGUUCUCUUCCCAUUUUAUGACCCUGACACACACAUGCUUUACAUAGCUGGAAAAGGUGAUGGAAAUAUCAGAUACUAUGAAAUCAGCCCAGAGAAGCCAUAUGUGCACUAUUUGACUGAAUACCGGUCUUUUCUACCACAGAAGGGAAUGGGUGUCAUGCCAAAGAGAGGUCUUGAUGUGUGUUCCUGUGAAAUCUUCAGAUUCUACAAGCUGGUGACAAUCAAAAGUCUCAUAGAACCUCUAUCCAUGAUUGUUCCACGAAGGUCAGAGUCCUAUCAAGAGGACAUUUACCCCAUGACAGCUGGGAACAAGCCUUCCAUGACAGCAGAUGAGUGGAUCGGUGGUCUAGACAAAGGUCCUGUGAUGAUGUCUCUGAGGCCUGGAAGUAAACUGGACUCAUAUGUGGAACUGGGCUCAGGGAAAGACCCAACAGACUCGAUGGAGACACAGCAUUCUCGUAGUCGGCCAGGACUAUCACUGCUGAUUCAGGAACGGCUGGAUGCCAAAGAAGGGAACGCACGCAAAGAAUCCCCCCCUACCUCGCUGCUCCCAUCCACAGAUGAAAAGAGCAGCUCUACAACCUACGUCAGCAAUGGACAACUAGAUUCCAUGCACUGCUCGCCUCCAAAAACAGAAAAUGAGCUACGACAAAUGUUUUAUAAGCAGCAGGAAGAGAUCCGAAGGCUGAAGGAGCAGCUUAACCAGAAGGAUGUGCGGAUAAAACAGUUGGAAUUGGAGAUCAAAAAUGUGAGAAACUCACAAGCCAAUCUUUAAAAGAAACUGUAGUACAGCACACUGUCAAAAGCCUUGUCUGCUUCACUAACAUUCAUUCAUAAAAAAUGUUCUGCCUCAUGAAUCAUGCUGUAAAGGUGUAGUCACAUGUACAGAAGUUUAGUCAUUUCUAGAGGAAUCCUUGCGAUCGGGAGUUUCGUUCGAUGGCAAAAAGGUUCCCUUCAGAGUUUGAGUUCAAGUUGGUCACAUGAAUUUGAGCCAUUGACCAAUAGAAAGCUGCUUGGAUUGAAAGGGACUCUGUGCUUCAUGCAUCGCUACACUUGUGACAAUGGACAAUAGACCUUUUUGCCCAUGAAAUUUUACUAAUGUGACCGCAUCUUAAGGAAACACAUGGGCUACAUCCACAUUUCUAGUGUCUCUUUACGGAAAGUCAUUCCUUGUAUGCACGUUUUGUGCACAUAUAUACUGUACAACCUUCAUGGAAAUUUUUAUUAGACUUUAGCACUAUGCAAACAUGUUAUUUUUUUUCUUAGCUUCUGAUCAGACUUGUUUAAAUGUGUUUUUGGUUAUUACUAUUUUGAAAAAAUGGCCUAAAUGAGCAUAUGUGUGUUAUGUUUUAUAAAUUGGGUUAUUUGAGAUUUUGCUUGAAUAGAAUUGUAAUGAGAUUUCUUUUUCAGAUUAAUUUUCUAUUUAAAUUUCUGUGCAAAUGGAUGAGCGAUGUGGGAUGAAAGUUUGAUAAUAAUUAUGCAAAUGCAAAUUUUUAGAACAAAGGGAGGUACAUUUGAAAAUGUAAGUUCUACACAUGUGCAUUAUCAUCUUAUGUUUGAGAUAUUUCGCUUUCUGUGUGUUCAAAUGCUGAUAAAAGAGUUUACCAAAUCCCAGCAUGCACUGAAGUGGUAGCGUUGUGGGAACUGGCUGGGGUUCACACAAUAUCUAAGAUAAGUCGGGUUUAGGUUCAGUAAUUCCUUCAAGCAUAUGGGCCAACCACUGACAAAAUCCUAUUCUGCAACAUGCUUGCUAUGAACUGCCAAACUGUUCAAAAUGCAUGAAAGUACCACCACAUUUUAUUGGUUUACUGUGUUUAACUCAGAAUUACAGUUUUAAAAAUAGUCGUCCAUUAGGAGCUUUUCACAAAUUUGAACAAGCCAUACUUUUUACAAAUUAUUUGAAUAAUGUUCUGUUUAUAUAUGGAUCUGUAUAUGCACACGUCAGAAUAUAUAAUCGAAUAAGAGGUUAAAGAUGCUAUUUUAAGUGUUGUUGCUGAAAUAUUUCAAGAUAUGUACUAAAUGUUGUCCAAACAACCUUGAUUGCAGUCUUUUCUUUUUUAAUCCUAAACUGAAAUAAAUACAAUAAUUUGGGCUAUCGGAUAAAAUGGCCAAACACAGAGGCUUUCAGAGGCUCAGUAAGGCAUUCAAAUAAAUGAUUGCAACAACUACACUUGUAUAUGAACUAUAUUCAUAUAUGAACUAACAAUGAACAGGACUUCUACAUUGUUUAUUCAUCUUUAUGUUGAUUUCAACAUUUAAUAUUUUUUUCAAUCAAAAGAUGUAACAUUAGUUCAUGUGAAAUAAAGUAAUGAACAACUGUUUUAUUAACAGACAUUGCUGACGACAAUGUGUUACAGAAAAACAUAUGAUGAUUAAAAAAAUAUAAAAUCUAAAAGUAAUGUGUCAUGGAUGAAACCAGAUCGAUGAUCUUUAUAAGAACCGACAAAAUUUUAUUUCAUGAAAGAGAAUUUGGUUGCUGCCUUCUAGUUUAAUCUAAAAUGGGCCACUUUUUAUUUAUAUUCUGAGAUAUAUAUUCAUAAGUCUGGAUAUGUCUUUUUCAGUUGUGCAUCAUAUACAAAAAGUUUCCAUGAAUGAGCAAAUGUGUGGAGCACAGGGAACCACACACACACACACAAAUGCCUCUUCCAUUCUUUUUCCACAAAUUGCGGGAAUUUCACUGGAUUGUAUCGGCCUCUGUUCCACCUGCCACUCAUAUUUAGAAUAAAUUGUGACUGGUAUCCAUUUCCAGGCAGUUAGCUCUGACAGACUGGUCAAAAUGAGUUGAAAAUAAAUGCAAUUUAUUCAAUUCAGUAAA
Molecule: messenger RNA, 3892 nt
Organism: Cyprinus carpio (common carp)
Lineage: Eukaryota; Metazoa; Chordata; Actinopteri; Cypriniformes; Cyprinidae
Gene: coro2aa
Product: coronin 2Aa
Biological process (GO): actin filament organization
Molecular function (GO): actin filament binding
Source: RefSeq, a predicted model, not a curated record